ACCUGCUUUAAAAGUCCGGCGCACUUCCUGGGGGCUUGACUUGCAGUUGAUGCUACAGAGCAAAUGCUGGUCGGAUGCACACAUUGAAUGAAAGUCAGUGUAGCAGGCUGUUGCCACCAGCAACUGAGAAUAUCUGCACACCGUAAAGUUACCUUACAGUGUCCAGGCUCCUGGUGAGACUGUAACAGAAGAGAUAAUUUCACACAUUGGCACAGGAGAGGAUCAAGGCAUUUGUGGAAGGGGAAGGACCGGGCUGUGAGGGGCAAUGCAGCGGGUCACGGCGCAGCUCGUCACCGGGCUGGUUGCAGCGGUGCUGUCGCUACUGGCGGAGCCGUGCGGGGCGGACGGCGGGGGCCUCAGCCUGGCCGACCGGGUGAUCUGGGCUGUGAAUUCCGGGGGUGAAUCGCAUGUAGACGUGCACGGUAUUCACUUCAAGAAGGACCCCUUGGAAGGGAAACUUGGCAAAGCGUCUGAUUAUGGGUUGCGCCUGCCAAUACUGCGCUCCAGUCCAGAGGACCAGAUUCUGUAUCAGACAGAGCGCUACAAUGAGGACACUUUUGGAUAUGAGGUCCCCAUUCGUGACGAAGGAGACUAUAUACUAGUAAUGAAGUAUGCUGAAGUUUACUUUGCCCAGUCACAGCAAAAGGUGUUUGACGUCCGUCUAAACGGCCAUGUGGUGGUGAAGGACCUAGACAUCUUCGAGCGUGUGGGCCACAGUACGGCUCACGAUGAGAUAGUACCCUUCUCUAUUAGACGUGGUAAACUGAGCGUACAAGGAGAGGUCUCCACUUUCAACGGCAAGCUCACUGCAGAGUUCGUAAAGGGUUAUUAUGACAACCCCAAGGUCUGCGCUCUCUAUGUAAUGAAGGGGACAUCAGACGAUGUGCCCAAACUUCAGCCGCACCCUGGCUUGGAGAAGCCUGAGGAGGAGGAGGAAGAAGAGGAGGAAAGUGAGCCAGGCGAGGAAGGUGGGAAGAAAAAGAUUCCUGGAGGUUCCAAGCCCAGGGUCCAGUCCGGCCCCCGAACACCAAACCCAUACGCCGCAGACAACAGCAGCCUCAUGUUCCCCAUCCUGGUGGCGUUCGGGGUCUUCAUCCCCACACUGUUCUGCCUCUGUCGGCUGUGAGCUACAACUAUCGGUGGAGGGGGCGUCAAACAGACAAGACGGCAAGAGACUAUGGAGGGGGAGAAGGAGGGUGGGGGUUUGGGGGGGGUCAUCUGCAGAACAGGUAAAGGCAUACACACAGGGAGAGAGCUUGGAGAAAAUCUGGACGACGGAAAACAAUAAGAGACAAUAACUUUUCGGGACGCCACUUCGCCGUGGAGCAAUGGCUGCUGUCCAAUUCUACCGGAAGAAAAGGAGUUGUUGGAAGUGUGUGCUGUGCGCUUCUUCGUGAAUGUGUUUCGCAUCCACUUCUGCUGACACUUUUGAACAAUGUUAAUCAUUUCCACUCAGAGAUCGUGCAGGAUUUACAGAUGCCAGUCUGCACGGUUUGAAACCACAUUUCAGCAGCUAAGAGAUGCUCAGGAGGGAUUUGUCUGGGCCCGUUUUAUAAGCUAAAAAGCAUCGUUUUUGUACUGGGUGUAGCAAGGAAGCACACUGUUUAACACGCAUCUGGUCACACAUCAAAUUGGAAAUGGUGCUGCUUAGAAAUUGGUUAAAUAGAAUAGGUAAGAGGUAACACAGUUGGCAUUUGAGAGGCUCCCAUUUUUCUCAAUGUUUACGUCUUUCCACUCAGAUCUAGUUGGUCCUUUGUUGACGUGCCAUCAUCUACUUGCCAUAAGUUGUUUAAGUAAGAAUUAGGCGUUGAGCCAGCUCUGCAGUGGGUGGAAUUAUUUGCUGUCUAAAUCAGCCUGCCUUUUUGCAUACAUUUAGGUUGGGUUACACAAAUCUGUUGGUGACGUGUGGUGAAGCAUGACUUACUUUGCAUCAUUCCACCAAAUACAUAUCUAGGGCCAUUAAAGGUGUUCUCAAAAGUUAUCGUAAUUAAGUCCUGUUUACUGUCAAGAAUUCAUUUUUAACGUUAAAACAUUAGAAAGUCGGAACGUGGAAUAAAAAAAUGUCAGUAAGAGACCAGAGUCAAAGUUGAUGCUGUAAAACGCUGUAGCUCAAGUGAGUGGGGGUCUUCAGAUCUCUGUAUUUACUGUGAGCUUUGCCUUUUCUCUGAAGUCAUUUAGUUUGCAUGCCUGCCUUUUUUUGUUUCACCAAAGAAUGUAUUUUUUAUUUUCUUAAAAAAAACAAAAACUGUGCCCUGUUUUUAAUUUAAAUAGCUUUCAUAAUACCAUUUUGUGAAGCCUCUUUGGUAAAUGGGUUAACAGGUAUAUAAGGACAAACAUUUCCCCUUAAUAACAACAUUGAACUGAUUUGGAGAAAUUGUGUUUUGCCACAUUUGACAUCAGUGGCUAACUGGAGGGCUGCUUGUAUCUCUCUUUGUCAUACAUUUGGGUUUUUGAUUUCAAACCGAAUGCUGUGUUGACUUUGGCCAUGGACUUCUUCAGUCCUCCGUGUUUUUUUAAACGUAGAGAACAGGCAGCUCCAUGUUAAUAUAAUAAACUCUGUGCUAGUCAAUGCACUUGUUUCAUAUAGCCCAAAAGUUGCUCUGUGGAACCACCAGUCCAUCCACCUGUGAAAAGUCAAACACAUUUUUUUAUUUCUCGUUUAAAGUGUCUCCAAAAUUCUUACCAUUUUGUUAAUUCAGUGUCAACUUUUGAGUGCAAUUAAGCUUCUGGUCCUUUACUUGAUUGAACUGGGGACACAUCUUUAUCUUCAACCCUUUUUCUUUUUUAAAUGGCCACAUUAUCAGUCCACUUUGUCUGUGUUUUCUCAGCUUUUGAAAAAUGAUAUCCUUGUGUUGCUUUCCAUGGAGACUGAAAAGCAGCUUUGUUCUCCAUUUUUAGUGUAGUAGUGUUGUGAACCCUCCUAUUUAUGUAUCUAGUUACCUCCCUUAAGUGCUUAGCUCUACUUCAAGGACAAUUUUGUAACUUUACCUGUUUCACUAAUGCGUCUUAAAUGUCCCCCGACACCCCCUUGCUAGUAUUGCUGUUGCCAUAUGCAGUACUUAAACGGUUAAUAAUUCAGGUGUUGUGGACCCCUCCUCACUCCUCGAUUCUCCUUCUCAUUUUGAUUGAUGGUGAGCCAGAAGUUGGUGUCAGAACAUUUUUGGUUUGUUGUUGGCAAUUUGUGAUUUUUGUUUUUCUUUCCUUUUUAAGUUGUAAACUUAACUCAUAUUUAAGACUUACAAGCACCUUUUUUUUUCUUCUGAAAGAUGCAAACAUUUCAUUUAGUUCAGCACCAAAGUCACCGUGUUCUGUUCCUCUCCAAGUCUACACAGUUGCGUGUGUAUAUAAAGUACAAAAAUCACACAUUUGAUCGUGUGACAACCGUUUUGUUCUCAUCACUUUUGUGUUGUUGCUGAGGUGUUAGGUUUUUUUCUUUUUUCUAGGAAGACUUUGUGGCCUUUCUUCUGGGGAGAACGGUUGUUAGUACAGUUUAAAGAAGAUUUAACGGGCAGCCAGAUUAACUGACUGUCAGUCAAAUAAAUGAGAUUGUCUGAAAAUAUGGGAUCUUCCAUUCUAUUAUAUAUAAUUUAAAUCAGAGUUGGGCUGAUCUGGAGAUAUUUUAUAAUACGCUUGGAUCUGUAUGUUUGAAUUUUUUCCUCAGGAUCUGUUUUGUUUUGAGUUUUUAAAACUUGAUAUUUUAUUGGUGUGACAUUUUGCACUGCCUCAUGUAUUUUAAAAUCAUGUCAUUUUUGUGUGUGUAUGUCUUUGUUGCCUUGAAUUAUUGAAUACAUUGUGCUUUACCAUCAU
Gymnodraco acuticeps is the source of this 3807-nucleotide messenger RNA. It is a transcript of the gene mlec, whose product is annotated as malectin. The record is from RefSeq and is a predicted model, not a curated record. Gene Ontology annotation, cellular component: membrane. The transcript is spliced from 6 exons. NCBI's taxonomy places the organism in Eukaryota, Metazoa, Chordata, Actinopteri, Perciformes, Bathydraconidae. Bases 266 to 1126 code for a protein of 286 amino acids. Gene Ontology annotation, molecular function: carbohydrate binding.